AUGAGCUGUUUAUCUGAAACUGUGAAGAAAAUGUUGGCCGUGACUUUCUGUUUGUGCUUUUGGAGUCUGUUUGGUGUGUUUGGUGUUGAGACAGAUGUUUCAGUGUCAGUGAUGGAGGGAGAUUCGGUCACUCUAAAGAAUGAUGAUACUCAAAUACUGAGAGAUGAUCUGAUCAUGUGGAAGUUUGGACAAAUCCUCAUUGCUGAAAUCAACAGAAAUAAUAAGAUCAAGUUAUUUGAGAAGGCUGCUGAUGGGAGAUACAGAGGCAGAAUACAGCUGGAUAAUCAGACUGGAUCUCUCAUCAUCACAAACAUCAGAACUACAGACUCUGGACAAUAUAAAUUAACCACCACCAGCAAAGAGACCCGACUGAAAAUAUUCACUCUUACUGUCUAUGCUCUUCUGCCGGUUCCUGUCAUCACUUCGGACUUUUCACUGAAUUCUUCAUCAUCUGAAAGUUCAUCUAAAUGUGUGUUGGUGUGUUCAGUGGUGAAUGUGACACAGGCGACUCUCUCCUGGUACAAAGGAAACAGUUUAUUGUCCUCCAUCAGUGUGUCUGAUCUCAACAGAAGUCUCUCUCUACAUCUGGAGUGUGUCGAUGAUUCUUACAGCUGUGUGAUCAACAAUCCCAUCAGAAAUCAGACUAAACAUCUCAACAUUAAUGAAGUCUGUCAGCCGUGUUCAGGUACAUCAGCGCUAAUAUUAAUGUUUAUAUACUGAGCUGAUAUCUGUUGGUCAUAAUUAUGUACUAUAUGUCUGUAGUGAUAUUAAAGCACAUUUGACAAUUA
Messenger RNA from Xyrauchen texanus (razorback sucker), 788 nucleotides. RefSeq names its product SLAM family member 5-like. NCBI's taxonomy places the organism in Eukaryota, Metazoa, Chordata, Actinopteri, Cypriniformes, Catostomidae. The transcript is spliced from 3 exons. Bases 1 to 720 code for a protein of 239 amino acids. The record is from RefSeq and is a predicted model, not a curated record.